Molecule: messenger RNA, 2197 nt
Organism: Ananas comosus (pineapple)
Lineage: Eukaryota; Viridiplantae; Streptophyta; Magnoliopsida; Poales; Bromeliaceae
Product: glucose-6-phosphate 1-dehydrogenase, cytoplasmic isoform-like
Exons: 18
Coding region: 428-1987 (519 amino acids)
Biological process (GO): glucose metabolic process; pentose-phosphate shunt, oxidative branch
Cellular component (GO): cytosol
Molecular function (GO): NADP binding; glucose-6-phosphate dehydrogenase activity
Source: RefSeq, a predicted model, not a curated record
AGCGAGAAAAGUAGGUGAGAGAGAGAGAGAGCGAGCGAGCGAGGCGAGCGAAGAAUCCGUAAUACUGACUUUUUUUUCUUUUUUUUCACGGAUACAAAAAGCAAAACCCAAAUCCCAAUUCCCACCCAUCUCUUUCUCUCUCUCUCUCUUCCCAAGAUCUCGGCCUCGUGUCAGUUAAAUUUUCCUAUUUUUGGAAUCUGUUUGGAGCUGUUUUAUUUAUCAGAUUUAAGUAUCAGCAUAUUGAAUUUGUGGUAACUGCUGUGGAUUUUAUGAGUGGAUCCUGGGAAUCUUGAGAGGAAACUUUGGAUUUCAGUACCAGCAUGUUGAAUUCUUGGUAAAUUUUGUGGAUCAACUGAGCUGAUUCCUUGGAAUCUCAAGUCAAAGUGUACAAUCAUAAAAUUCGAAAGGAGUUGUGACAUCAACAACCAUGUCAACUGGAUCGUCUCCUUCGUCUAGAAGGAACAGUUUUAGGAGUGAAUCUUUUUCAGAUGAGAAAGACCUAGAGCUUCCACCAGAAUAUGGGUGCCUCUCCAUUGUUGUACUAGGUGCUUCGGGAGACUUGGCCAAGAAAAAGACAUUCCCAGCUCUUUUCAACCUUUUUCGACAGGGAUUUUUACAACCCAAUGAAGUACACAUUUUUGGAUAUGCCAGAUCAAAGCUUUCAGAUGAUGACUUAAGAGAACGUAUCCGUGGAUACCUAAGUCUAGGAAAAGGAGGUUCAUCUGAACAUGCAGAGGAUUUAUCAAAAUUUUUGCAACUAAUAAAAUAUGUUAGUGGUUCUUACGACAGUGAAGAUGGGUUUCUAUUAUUGAAUAAAGAAAUUUCUGAGCAUGAAAUAGCAAAAAACAGCCAACCAGGAAGCUCUCGCAGGCUGUUUUAUCUUGCAUUGCCUCCGUCAGUUUACCCUUCUGUUUGCAAAAUGAUCAGAAAAUACUGCAUGAAUCAAUAUGAUCUUACUGGCUGGACGAGGAUAGUUGUUGAGAAGCCCUUUGGGAAGGACUUGAAUUCUGCUGAAGAACUAAGUGCCCAACUUGGGGAGCUUUUCGAUGAACAACAACUUUACAGAAUUGAUCAUUACUUAGGAAAAGAAUUGGUCCAGAACUUGCUGGUCGUCCGUUUUGCUAACCGCUUCUUUAUGCCUCUUUGGAACCGUGAUAACAUUGCUAAUGUACAGAUUGUCUUUAGGGAAGAUUUUGGUACUGAAGGGCGUGGAGGAUAUUUUGAUGAAUAUGGAAUUAUUCGCGACAUUAUUCAAAAUCAUCUGUUGCAGGUUCUUUGUUUGGUUGCAAUGGAGAAGCCUGUCUCUCUUAAGCCUGAGCACAUAAGAGAUGAGAAAGUCAAGGUUCUUCAAUCAGUGCUCCCUAUACAUAAUGAGGAAGUAGUCCUCGGACAAUAUGAAGGCUACAAGGAUGAUCCAACAGUAUCUAAGGAUUCCAACACUCCGACUUUUGCAACAGUUAUUUUGAGGAUACACAAUGAAAGAUGGGAAGGUGUUCCGUUUAUUCUCAAGGCUGGAAAGGCUUUGAACUCGAGGAAAGCAGAAAUUCGGGUUCAGUUCAAAGAUGUUCCUGGUGAUAUUUUUAGAUGCAAGAAGCAAGGGAGGAAUGAAUUUGUUAUUCGCUUGCAACCAUCAGAAGCCAUGUAUAUGAAACUGACAGUCAAGAAACCUGGAUUGGAAAUGUCAACCAUACAGAGUGAGCUAGAUUUAUCUUACGGGCUACGGUAUCAAGAUGUGGUAAUUCCAGAAGCAUAUGAACGGUUGAUAUUGGAUACAAUACGAGGCGACCAACAGCACUUCGUUCGCCGAGAUGAACUGAAGGCUGCUUGGGAGAUCUUCACACCUUUGCUACAUGACAUCGAUGACGGCAAGCUGAAGCCCCUUUCUUACAAGCCGGGUAGCCGAGGCCCAGCUGAGGCGGACGAACUGCUCUCCAAAGCUGGGUAUGUGCAAACCCAUGGCUAUAUUUGGAUACCGCCCACGCUAUAAGAGCAUUCGUUGAUGAGUUUUUGGUACCUAAUGUAAGUACCCAGAUGAGAGUUUAUUUGCCGUGUGCGGCACAAAUCUUUGCAUGACUUGUUGUGCCGAGUGGCUUGACCUUUCUACUUCGAAAAGAAUAAGUGCCUUGUUUUGUACCAUGCCUAUAAUUUGCAUCUAUAGUAAUAAGAACUCUAUUCCGAGAAUCUAAUUCCUGUCGAA